This is a messenger RNA of Ectocarpus siliculosus, 843 nucleotides long. The record is from the annotation of a GenBank genome assembly. Lineage: Eukaryota; Phaeophyceae; Ectocarpales; Ectocarpaceae.
AUGACAGAAGGUGUCGCGAUGGGUGAGGUGGAUGAGGUCCAAGAUCGCGUGAUGGAGAUCGCCGCCCUGCUGAAAAAGAAGGCACCACAUCUGGCCCCCAGCGUUAUCCCGCGACCAUAUAAACACGCCGCCGCCAACAUUGUGACGCUGUGCUCGACGCCCAGGCAACGGGCAGACGCAGAAGCCUUCUUGGCGUCCAAAGCGGAGAGUGCUACCGUCGAUGACGUUGCGGCUGCGGGGGAGAGGGGUCGCGGGGAAGAGGGGCAGCAGAUCGAAUCGGAGGAUGCGGCGGAAGGCGGGAGACAUCAUGUCGUCCUCGAGACCGAGACCGACAUCGCGACCAGGACGUUUCGGAUUACUGCCGCCAAGCUCGGCGGAAGGAUAGACGCGACCUUGUCGGACCUCAACCUUCUGAUGGACCUGCACCUGAAUGCCCCCCGACAAGAGUUGGAGCCUUACGUUGAGCGCUUCGCGGCGGCGAACGAGCUGGAUCCCUCCACCGCCGCGCUGGCUUUGCACGGGGCCUGCAGCCUGGCGUACGCGCUCCAGGUGGCGACGAGCAGCAUUGCCGGCUGGAACGGAUUCGUUGGAAGCCACCCUCUUCCGCUGGCGGGUGACGUGGACAUGACGGUCGUCAUGAACGAGCUCUUCAGGCCCCCGCCAACCCCCCCCGCAUCUCCUCGCAGUCGCAGCAAGAGCAAAACCAAGGGGAAGAAAGGUGGCGCAAAGAAGAAAAAGGCCGCUGCUGCUGGUGGCGAGUCGGGGGCAGCGGGGGUAGAAGGAGUGGUUUCGGAGAAGGGGAAGACGGCGAAGAAAGGGUCGAAACGAAAGAAGCAGGGCUAA